Herpailurus yagouaroundi (jaguarundi) is the source of this 934-nucleotide messenger RNA. RefSeq names its product 60S ribosomal protein L7a-like. Gene Ontology annotation, molecular function: RNA binding. The record is from RefSeq and is a predicted model, not a curated record. The transcript has 2 exons. Lineage: Eukaryota; Metazoa; Chordata; Mammalia; Carnivora; Felidae. The coding region runs from base 1 to 627 and encodes 208 amino acids.
AUGCUGAAAGGAAAGAAGGUUAAGAACAAGAUGGGCAACCUUGUUCCUGCUGACAUGAGGAAGCAGGAGGCCAAGAAGGUGGUCAAUCCCCUAUUUGAGAAAAGGCCCAAGAAUUUUGGUAUUAGACAGGAUAUCCAGCCCAAAAGGGACCUCAUCCGCUUUGUCACCAAUCAGGCUGCAGUGAAAGCUGCCAGCAAAGGUGAUGUCCCCUCUAAGAGGUCACCUGUCCUUCGAGCUGGGGUUAAUACUGUCACCGUCUUGGUGGAAAACAAGAAGGCUCAGCUGGCGGUGAUUGCACAUGAUGUGGAUCCCACUGAGGUGGUUGUCUUCCUGUGUGCCCUGUGUUGUAAGAUGGGGGUUCGCUACUGCAUUAUCAAGGGAAAGGAGGCCAAGCUAGGACAUCUGGUCCACAGGAAGACCUGCACUACUGUCACCUUCACACAGGUUAACUCGGAAGACAAAAGAGCUGUAGUUCUGGCUAAGCAGGUGGAAGCUAUCAGGACCAAUUACAAUGACAGAUAUGAUGAGAUAUGCUGUCACUGGGGACGCAAUAUCCUAGGUCCACAGGCAGUGGCUCACAUUGCCAAGUUGGAAAAGGCUAAAGAACUGGCCACAAAAUUGGGCUAAGCAUAAGCUGUUGAAUUUUCUGUACAUAAAAGUUACAAAAAGUUCUCUUUCAAAAAAAGUCAAAAUAGCACAAAAAAGACACAUUCUUUUUAUAAAAACAGACAAAUCCAGAUUGCUUAUCUGAAAUAGAUGGGCUCCAGUCAUUCUUUGAAAGUUUCUUUUAGUUCAAUAUUUAAAAAUUAGUAACAAAGAUGUGUAAAACAUAUCUGUGGCAAUCUCUAAUUUCAUCAUCUUUGGUUUUUGAAAGAUUAUAUAUAAUCUACUAUUACCAACAUAUAUAUCAUCAAUAUAUAGUCUCCUUGAGGGU